UUGUGUGUAGCUGAUAUGCACUAGUGACUAAACCGAAAGUCCAGGUACCUCCGUCAUAAGGCUAGGGUCGAAUCGAAUAUGGCGGAGGCCUUGAGUCGCUGUCCUCUGCCUGAUGGGAAGAUCUACCACUUCAAUGUCAUCUACAACCACGCCCGAUGUCGUCUGUCAGUCACCCCCGACACGAAACUGUCCCUUGCGUUUACUGAGAAGGUCGUGGCGACCUUAGAGUCGCUAGGCUAUGUGAACUGUUACUUCCACGACCGGGACUGUUUGCCAGGUAGAAAUGUUUUCAACGAGUUGUUCCGGGUGGUGGAGGGGUCGGACUACACAAUCGUUGUCCUCACGGCUGGGUUUGUCAAGGACUGUUGGAGCAGGUACACCCAACAGUCGACAUUCAAGAAGCUUCUUGACCAAGGACAGACCUACAAAUUUCUACCUUUAUCGGUCGCACUCCGAGAAUCUGAUCUGCCCCAGGAGCUGACCACGGAACAUAUUUUAUGUUUUGGUGAAAACUGGGAGAGUGAUGCCUCAGCGUGGAACCGACUGUCGCGCGUGUUCGAAGAGAAUAUACCGGUGCCAGAGGUGACGAGAGGACAGGACCUCCCCAGCAUAGAACCUAUCCAAGAAACCAACACCCCAGAUUGCCAAGUAAACUUCCCCGGGAGAGAUGACCUUGACCAUGCAAGUGAACUUCCUGAACCACAAGGUGAAGGACAACGUGGAGGUUUAGUAAAUCAGAAUCAGUCUCUUGGAGGCACUGAAGUAACUGUUGGGAGGAGUCAUUUUGCCAAUGUUAAUGAAACUAAUAGCGAGAACACUGGGGCGACUGAUGAAAUUGAUAGCGGGAGAACUGACAGAGUUGAUGAAACAACUGACAGGGUGAGAGAAGAAGAAGCGCAUUGUGGAAGUGAUGUAGAGAGGGAGUCAGUGGGUGAACCGAGCAAUGCCCAGAGUUACACUGACCACGCUCGAGACGGACUCAGCUUUCUGCAGUCUGAGACACAGGUAGAACAAGACGGAGAGCAGAACACAGAACGUCAGAACAUAGAAAGUCAGAAAACAGAACGUCAGAACAUAGAGAGUCAGAACAAACCUCGUCAGAACAUAGAAAACCAAGACACAACAAGCCAGAACUUUGAAAGCCUAAACACAAGCCAGAACACAGAACGUCAGAACAUAGAAACCCAAGACACAACAACCCAGAACACAGAACGUCAGAACAUAGAAGGGCAGACAGGUCAGGACAUUAGAAGUCAGACGGCAGAAAUCCAAAACACAGAAAAUCAAUUCACAGAAAUCCAGAACACAGAGAAUCAGAUCACGAGUAGUCAGAUCACUGAAGGUAUCUCCAUGGACCUGUCCAGGCGACAGUUGAUUGGGAGUAACCGGGAACAGCAGGGGAACACUGGGUUAGGAAAGACAAGCCAUGCCUAUCCAGGACAUGAUACAGGUCAGGGUCAGGGAACAGGCAGAUACUCUACAUCCCUGGAGACUGGUGCCCAGAAUAUCUCACCCCUUAGUCUACCUGAUACAAGUCUUGAAGAAGACCAGGGAGAUUUGGAAUCGUCAGUUGUAACACGACUUGAAAGAACGGGAAUGGCUGGGUUUCGACACGAUCUGGUCCAGACGAGGAGGAGAUCCACUGAUGACACGUCAGAGAAGCGUAUUAAUGAGACACGCUACCGGUACAGCGUUGACGUAACUUCUUCAAGUCACUAUUCGUUCAAGAAACAAGAUAUGGAGCAGUCUGUACACGAUGUAGACCAAACAAAACUGAAGCUACUAGAGAAUGAAACUCAAAAAGAUGGCUCUAGUCAAAAACAGGCUCCCGCUACAGCUAAUGAAGACGUUUCGUCCUCUGGGAAAAGCAGCAGUGGUAGAGUCAGGGGUAUAACAGAUGUGUCUUAUCAACAACCGGCACAUCAUCAAACCACCACGGAUCAGACACGUCCUUCUACCGAAAACACCUCCACCGUCAGGCAGCAAAUCACGAAAGUUGAUGAGGCGAGUGAGUUAGAGGCCGUCCUCUUCAGGGCGAGUCUUCCGUCCCUGGAAGAUUCUGGGAUUUCUGAGAGCGGGAGUUGGAGUAUGGAAGCUAGAACUGACUCUGAAAGUCUGCAGGAUUCAAGUCCGGAGGAAACAUUCAGUGGCGAUAACACAUUUGGCCAAGGCAUGCUGACCUCGUCAGAAAGAGGAACGCCUGAUGGUAGUGUCCAGGAAGUCAAGACGACAGAGCUCCAUGCCCAAAACAGACUUAAGGAACAUGAAGAUAAACCGGCAGCAGAUUUAGAAUUCCCGAGUAAUGCCGCUUGCAACAACCACCGAGAAACUGACGUGAAGAUGGCGAUUGGUGAACCUGGGGGUUCAAACCAUGACGAUUUAUCACCGGCAAGGGUUUCCGGACAUGACUGUUCUUUCGUUGAUCAAAAACUUCUUUGGAAGUCCUAAACGCCAGUGGGAGAACUCAAACAGACACCCGAUCAUUGUUACAGAAGCAGUCCGUUACAGAUACCAUCAGUCUUACGAACGAUGCGCUAGAACAAUUUCCGACAAGCCAAGAAUCCACGGCGCUAACACCAGGCAGUGAGAAAAUGGCAUCUCCACACAAGCUAACGUUGUUUGACGACAAAUGUCAGGAACACCGAAACUCCAGACAAACAAACACUGAGCUGAUUGAAAAACAUGAUCCUCAGAAUAAAACAUCAGAAAAGUCUCGACCACAGCAGGACACACAAGGUUCAGGAGCCGAUACACCAAGACCAAACGAUGAGUCAGCUAAUGCAGCAAGCGAUGUCAUGGUUAACCGGCUGUCUCAAGGAGGUUCUUCAGCAGAUGGAGAGCAGAUCAUCUACUCACGGAUACCGCUGACUGAUUAUGAACGUCGGGUUCAAGGUCAAGGUGUCGUUACAGGGAGAGGAAUAGAGGAGAUGCUUCAAGAAACAAGCCUCGUCCAUGAUGGAGAGGAUCGGGUUCAAGAUGGUGUUACGUGGGCAGAAACAGAUCAGACUGUUCCAAAGACAAUCCUGAUCCGUGACGAUGAACAUCAGGUUCAAGGUCUAGAUGGCGGUACAGGGAGAGAAACAGAAGAGCCACUUCAAGAAACAAGCCUCGUCCAUGAUGGAGAGGAUCGGGUUCAAGAUGGCGUUGCAGGGAGAGAAACAGACGAGGCACAUCCAGAGACGAGUCUGACCCAUGGUGGAGAAUAUGAAGCUCAAGAGCCUCGACACACAUCAUGGCUUCUCCCAGCUUGCAAACUGAUAAUUCAUCUGAUGACGAGGGCAGAAAAUCCGUUCCUUGUUUGAACACAGACCUACUGACCUUAUCUCUACUCCCUUUGGUGAGAUAUCAGCAUCGGUAAUAUCAGCAACAGUAUAUAAUUAUGGACAGAAUAAAACGCCAAACAUCGAUCAGACCACACGAUACUGAAGAGACCGCGUAUAUAACGCGUUCUGCACAUUCAGCGGACUCAACUCAAAACGAAGGACAGCGAUAUCUUCUCGCCUCGACGUCUCCAAAUCCUAACAUUGCGAUCAGCCUGGUCAGUGCCAAGACAACCUUUCUCUAGCGCCUGGUGUACCCGUCGAUGAUUAUAUGCCAGCAUCUGACAUGUGUGACAAUGACCGUUAAACGUUGGUCUGGUCGACGGUAGCUAUAGUGUGUAUUGGCACCUCGGGAACUGGCGAACUGUUUCACCAGUCUGUUGUGGAAUCCAAACUCAAUCGAGCAAUUUGGUAUCACAUACCGACCAUGGACCAUGUCUAUCUGACGUCACUUCCGUCCGCUUCGUGAACGAUCAUCUGCUCUGUUGGGCCAACUGAUGACGUUCCUGAAGCAUUAACAUUGUGGAAUGAUGGACACCAAGAUGUCUGGAACCUCGCAGCCUCCUCCAUUCAUCUUCAGUCAGACCGACAGUUAUAUUGGUCAUUGUGCUUUUGUGUGUCAACAUUAAAUUCAAACAGCUAUUAUUUGAGAGCAAGGUCAAGGUACCCAAUGAAUUAACUGAAAUGGUUCUCUUCUGGUCAUAAAGAUUGCACCACCUUCCUGGCAUUUUCUGGAGACCUACGUCCUGGUGAAUAUUAUUUCAUGGAAAGUAAAAUUAAAUGUUGUCUUAUUAAAAAUGUAAUUCAUUUACAUAUUUUCUAUUUUAAGAGUUUUAUGUACAUGUAUAUACAAAAUGUAUAAGAUAUCUGAUCUUUAACAAUAUUCAUCUCUUGUUCAUCACGUUAUUCCUUUUACAAAUAUCUAUUGUAGUUUGUUUUGGGUAUUUUGUUGAAUAUCAAGAUUUCAAUGUUUUUGUCAAUCGUUAUUCCUAUACGUUAUGUCCUUUUGCACUGUUCACCUCUAUAAAGAGUAACUUAAUUACUAUACUUAUGUAAUUAUACGUAUCCUGAAAAUGUUCCUAGAAGAUAUUUCCCAGUUAAGGAGAUUAUAAACAAGUAAAGCAUAUCGUCUUACUUUAUGACGUACCCAUGUCGCAAUGAUAUUGGAUAAAUUGGGUAUAUCCUGCAUGGGUUCAUCUCAAGAUAUUUCCGAAAAAGCAAUUACAGUAGACUACGGUUAUAUCGAACUCAAAAGGACCUCUAAUUUUAGUUUGGUUUAACCGUAGUUCCUUAUACUUAUUUUAUGAAACAAAACCCUUUGGUAUAUCCUUCUGUAAAACGUGCAUGUACAUGCAGUUUACUGUAUGUGCUUACAUUAAACUCGGCAUCUACGCCUCUUCCAGCAAUAUUUGUGGGUUUUUUUAUCAGAGAUAAUAUCUGUAUUUAAUUAUAAAACUCGUUAUUCCGGUAACUCUGUCUUUCCGACCACCUAUUUAAUCUGUGUAUUACUACAAAGGGACAAUACUUGGUAACUACUUAAUUUAGACACUUGUGAAUCCGUACAAUUUUAGACUGGUUUAAUGCAGUCCGGAUUAAUGGGGUUUCUGUUUAUUCUUUAAUUGUUCUUUGAAGUGACAGAACAAGUAUCAUGUUUUAGUCAGAGUUCAUAUCACUUCUAAUAUAGUGUGUCAAAGAAAUAUCAAAUCACGUUUGAGUGAGUGUGAUAUUAUGCCGCAUUUAGGAUUUUUUAAGCAAUAUCACGACACCAAUGAUAUACCUGAUAAAGUGUUCUAGUAGGCGUUAACUAACUCUCAAGAUCCAUAUGUCUUUCAGUUUGACAACCCUCUUUAUACUUUGUCAGUGCAUAUUUAGACAAUAUAACAUGUUUACGUGUUAAUUAGAUAUUUACUCAGAUACGAUGUCAGAGCAAUAUUUCAUAGUGGUAUUGAACCUUGGUUUAUGACGAUAUUGGGAUAUGUACACAGCAGUGUUGUAAGCCUAAGCCUUGCGUUUGUAGAUCGGAACUGUCUGAUCCAUAUAAUUUUAAUAUUUCUGUGAUUUGUUUGCAAAUAUUGUAACAGAACCCAUUAUGUUUUGGUAAUUUCCAUACGUAUGGCAGAAUAUUUGUUGAUUUUAUCCAUGUAAAUAUACAAGUGAUAUUUUGUAUGAUAAUCCCGUGAGUGGAAUAAACACAUACAUGAGUGGAUAUUUACAAGCACG
Messenger RNA from Haliotis rubra (blacklip abalone), 5540 nucleotides. RefSeq lists its product as uncharacterized. The record is from RefSeq and is a predicted model, not a curated record. The transcript is spliced from 4 exons. Lineage: Eukaryota; Metazoa; Mollusca; Gastropoda; Lepetellida; Haliotidae. The coding region runs from base 79 to 2448 and encodes 789 amino acids. Gene Ontology annotation, biological process: signal transduction.